AUGUUGAUCGCUUGUUUGAAGGAAGGCGUCGGUUACAUAAGAGUGUGUCCGAUCGUGCAAACGAGAUACUUUGCCAUUGUGAUAUCGUGCAUUCUUCAUUUGGUCGUUCGCAUCACAGUGUUCAUAGACCAGUCGAAGGAUAACAAUGCGGAGACCUCAAGCUUAGCCACCUAUAUUGUUUAUCUAUCGAUGAUGGAUCUUAUAUACUCGGAUGAAUUAAUCCCCUUUGACUGUAGCCAAUUGUCGAUCUUAGCCAAGUUCAUCGUGGAGCUCUUGCUGACUGUGUUUAUGGGCGAAGUUUGUCUCAUUGCCUUCUGGUCCAACAUAGAGAUGAUCACCCUAAGCCUUCUCAAUAGCCACAUUGAUACAGAUGACCAAACGCUCCAGGCCAUCCACAGUUAUCUACUUAUAGCACUAAGUUUGUUUAUCUCUUGGAUUGUGAGCCUCGAAACUAAUCGCAUGGAAAAGUUGUGUAGUCUUUUUGAAUUUGCCAAACAGAUUAAAGUCGAAAGCCAUCAGAAGGGCAGUGCUCGCUUGCACUAA
This is a messenger RNA of Drosophila hydei, 543 nucleotides long. RefSeq lists its product as uncharacterized. NCBI's taxonomy places the organism in Eukaryota, Metazoa, Arthropoda, Insecta, Diptera, Drosophilidae. The record is from RefSeq and is a predicted model, not a curated record. The transcript has a single exon. Bases 1 to 543 code for a protein of 180 amino acids.